ACACUCUUCCCCCACUUAACAAACACCCACACUUCUAAAGCAAUCAAGAGAGAGAAGCUACUGAAGAGCUCUACCGCCGGUGAUAAUGGCCGCCGCCGACGACGACAAUACAUUACUCAUCUCGAAUCUCUACAGCCCUGGAGUUUAUACCCAAAUACUCCCCCAACAAGGUGCGGCGGAGGGAAAUAAGCCGACGAAGCGGAGGCGGCGGAGGAGCAAAGCGAAGGAGGCGGCUGGGGCGGCGGGGUUGAAGAAGAGGAAGCUGAGUACAGAGCAAGUGAAACUUUUAGAGAUGAAUUUUGGGGAUGAACACAAAUUGGAAUCGGAGAGGAAAGAUCGGUUGGCUUCUGAAUUGGGACUUGAUCCACGACAAGUCGCCGUCUGGUUUCAGAACCGCCGUGCACGGUGGAAGAACAAGAAGCUCGAAGAGGAAUAUUCCACUCUCAAAAAAGCUCAUGAUUCCAUUAUUCUCCAAAAUUCCCACCUUGAAUAUGAGAUGACCAAAUUGAGCGAGCAAUUGAGAGAGGCGAAGAACGAGAUCCAACGGUUGGUAGAAGGAAGCGAGAAGAUUUGGAGCAAUAGCCCGACGUCAUCGGAGACGAUGGAUGCCGUGCCGCCGCCGGCACCGUCGUGGGGAGAGCUGUUCUUGGGAGAAUAUGAAGAUGUAUUCUAUUGCAUGCAACAGCAACACGGCAAUUACAGUCAAGGAAUGGAGUGGCUUAAUCUUUAUAUGUAAAUUAAUUAACCUAAUUAUGUUGACUAAUUAGUGUUUAAUUUGUACAUUAGCGAUACAUUUAAUGUAAUCUACAUUUUCCAGAACUAAUUGUGUUAUUAU
This is a messenger RNA of Cucurbita pepo subsp. pepo (vegetable marrow), 835 nucleotides long. RefSeq names its product homeobox-leucine zipper protein ATHB-40. Gene Ontology annotation, biological process: positive regulation of DNA-templated transcription. The record is from RefSeq and is a predicted model, not a curated record. Gene Ontology annotation, molecular function: sequence-specific DNA binding; DNA-binding transcription factor activity, RNA polymerase II-specific. Lineage: Eukaryota; Viridiplantae; Streptophyta; Magnoliopsida; Cucurbitales; Cucurbitaceae. Gene Ontology annotation, cellular component: nucleus.